AGGAGGGGCUCCAAAGCCAGCCCAGGGUGCUCUGAGGAGGAAAGAGCCAGCCUGUGCUGGGAAGGUGGCCGGAGCUUGAGGGAGAAUUCUGACCUGGUGGUCCCUGAUCAGCCUCCCAGCAGGGAAAAACCCUUCAGGUGCUUGGGAUGUGGGAAGAGCUUCAGGACGAGCACCCACCUCCUCAGCCACCAGCACAUCCACAGUGGGGAACGACCCUACAUGUGUUGGGAAUGUGGGAAGACCUUCAGGGACAGCUCUGACCUGAUCGAACACCAGCACAUUCACACUGGAGAAUGGCCCUACACGUGUGGGGAAUGUGGGAAGAGCUUCCACCAGCGCUCCAGCCUCCGCAAACACCAGCGCAUCCACACUGGGGAACGGCCCUACAAGUGCUUGCAGUGUGGGAAGAGGUUUAGGACCACCUCACAUCUCCUCACGCAUGAGCGGACGCACACGGAUGAGAGGCCCUUCCGCUGCACCGACUGCGGGAAGGGCUUCAACCAGAACUCCGCCCUCGUCACCCACCGGCGCAUCCACACUGGGGAGAGGCCCUACAAGUGUGGGGAGUGUGGGAAGAGCUUCAGCAGGAGCACCACCCUCCUCACUCACCAGCACAUCCACACUGGGGAACGGCCCUACCCGUGUGGGGAAUGCGGGAAGAGCUUCAAUGACAGGUCCACUCUGAUCCGACACCAGCGCAUCCACAGUGGGGAAUGGCCCUACACAUGUGGGGAAUGUGGGAAGAGCUUCAACUGCAGAUCCAACCUGAUCCGACACAAGCACAUCCACACUGGGGAACGGCCCUACAAGUGUGGGGAAUGUGGUAAGAGGUUUCUGACCAGCUCAGAUCUCCUCGUGCACCAGCGGACGCACACAGAUGAGAGGCCCUUCCGCUGCACCGACUGUGGGAAGGGUUUCAACCGGAACGGCCACCUCAUCAGGCACCAGCGCAUCCACACCGGGGAGAGGCCCUACAAGUGUGGGGAGUGUGGGAAGAGCUUCACACGGAGCCCUACCUUGACCAAACAUCAACGGACCCACCAGUGAGGGAAGCCCUACCAGUGCCCUGACUGUGGGAAGAACUUUGGCUGCUGCUUCCACCCAGAAUGAAGCCCCUGAUGCUGAGGCAACCCCUGGAAGUGCAAUGACUGUCAG
Molecule: messenger RNA, 1155 nt
Organism: Chiroxiphia lanceolata (lance-tailed manakin)
Lineage: Eukaryota; Metazoa; Chordata; Aves; Passeriformes; Pipridae
Product: zinc finger protein 154-like
Exons: 2
Coding region: 220-1047 (275 amino acids)
Biological process (GO): regulation of transcription by RNA polymerase II; central nervous system development
Cellular component (GO): nucleus
Molecular function (GO): RNA polymerase II cis-regulatory region sequence-specific DNA binding; DNA-binding transcription factor activity, RNA polymerase II-specific
Source: RefSeq, a predicted model, not a curated record